AUGCCUGACUCCGACAAGAGCCUCUGGAACCCGGCGUUUAUGAGCAACGCACAACAGCAACAGCUUCAGCUCCAGCAAGCCGCGGCGGCGGCAGCGGCAAACAACGGGGCGCCAUACGGGUUCAGGAACCCAUGGCAUGAGACCGGAGCAUCAAAGCGUAAUUCCCUGGCAUUUGCGCACCAGCAGCAGCAAGUGCUGCCCACGACAUAUGAGGACGAGGUCGCGAGCAGGGCUCGUGGCGAUCGCCGGAGGAACUCGAGCCUGGUGAUACCGCCGCCAAGAGCGGCGGGGCCAGCGCCCGACGCAUACUCCGCUUCACACCACAGAUUUUUGCCGCCGCAAGGCUAUCCGAGUUACGCUCAAGACAUGCACAGGCGUCAGUCAGUUGCCGUUGCACCUCAGCACGCAUUCGCUCACCCAUCAACAACGGCGAACACGGCUGCUGCCUCCGCUGCUGCCGCUGCUGCUGCUGCUGCUUCUGCUUCAGCGAUGUCUGAUUCGCCUUUCCACGCGCCGAUGUCUCCGUUUCAUCGCAAACUGAGCGCAUACAACAAUAGCGGCAGUGUAGCGCUUCCAUUGUCCCCACCUAUGAAGCAACUGCGAAGACAGCAAGAGGACACGAUACCUGUUGUUCUACCGCAGACCCAUCGAGUGUCGACUCGCCACGAACUUCGUCCCACGUUAAACGCCACGCCGAAAUAUCGCCGUGCGUCGCUAAACUCCAGAACCGUUUCUCCACUCGUGGCGCUUACAAGCUCGCUUACCACCACUUACACGCUAUGCUCUCCCGAGUUUUCGUACCAAACAUCUCGUAAUCCAAAAAGAGUACUAACUAAACCCAGCGAUGGCAAACAUAACAACGGCAACGAUAAUGUGAAUAGCGACUACAUCCUGUAUGUCAAUGACGUUCUUGGUACGGAACAGAACCGCAAGUAUUUGGUGCUGGAUAUCUUGGGCCAAGGUACAUUUGGUCAAGUGGUCAAAUGUCAAAACCUUUUGACUAAAGAUAUCGUCGCCGUAAAAGUGGUCAAAUCUAAGAGUGAGUAUCUGAACCAAAGUAUCACAGAAGCCAAGAUUUUGGAAUUGCUGAACACUAAAAUUGACCCUAGAGGAGAACACCAUUUUUUGCGCAUGCAGGAAACUUUUGUGCACAAAAAUCAUUUGUGCUUGGUAUUCGAACUUCUGAGCAGUAAUUUGUACGAAUUGUUGAAACAGAAUCAAUUCCAUGGGCUUUCUAUAAGCUUGAUUAGAACUUUUGCACGCCAGUUGUUGGACUCUCUGUGCGUCUUGAAAGACAACAAACUGAUCCAUUGCGAUUUGAAACCAGAAAAUAUCCUUCUGGUCUCACUUGAUAGACCCGAAUUAAAAGUUAUCGAUUUUGGAUCAGCUUGCGAAGAAUCCAGGACUUUAUACACCUACAUUCAAUCUAGAUUCUACAGAGCGCCCGAGGUCAUCCUGGGAAUUCCAUACUCUACAGGUAUCGACAUGUGGUCCCUAGGAUGUAUUCUCGCAGAACUCUUUCUCGGCAUUCCUAUUUUCCCGGGUUCAUCGGAAUUCAAUCAAAUUUCCAGAAUUGUGGACACAUUAGGUUUACCACCUACUUGGAUGCUAGAUAUGGGCAGAAACUCUUGUAAUUUCCUCGUUAAAUCUGAAGACGAAGAUGACAAAACUUGGAGAGUUAAAGAUGUUGACGAAUACAACUUGGAUUUCCAUACCUCGGAGCAACCCGGAAAACAGUAUUUCAAAUGGAAUAAGUUGGAAGACAUCAUCGACAAUUAUAGGAUUUCUAAAAAGCUGCUAGGUUCGAGUAACCUAGUUGAUAAAGAGAAAAUAGAUCGUAAAUGCUUGACGCAUUUCUUGAAAGGUUUACUGGAUUUGAACCCUUUGGAAAGAUGGACACCACCGCAAGCGGCAAUGCAUCCGUUCAUCACCCAACAGCCAUUCACCGGUGAAUGGUAUCCACCCGGUACCACCCCUCGGCGAAACGAAAAGCUCCCGAUUUUACAAGAUAGAAGUGCCACUUCAGAAAUCAACAAGUUGACGAUUGGCAACUGA
Molecule: messenger RNA, 2055 nt
Organism: Lachancea nothofagi CBS 11611
Lineage: Eukaryota; Fungi; Ascomycota; Saccharomycetes; Saccharomycetales; Saccharomycetaceae
Source: the annotation of a GenBank genome assembly